AUGGUAGCACCUGCAACAAACUCUUGUGGCUCAACAACAACAUUGUAUGCAUCAGCUUUACUGCAAACAGAAGAGGUACUUCUUCAAACGGCUACUAUUAUAGCUUCGAGUAAUUCAAGUUCAGUGCCAGUACGAAUAAUUCUAGAUGGUGGCUCGCAGCUACUUGUUACACCAGCCGCCAGCCGAGCUCGGAGGGACGAACUGGACGAGGCGAUCGAAAUCCUGGCUAUAGUCGUGCCAGAAAUUUGCUCUACUGCAUUCCAGUAUGUUCGUAGCACAGAAUUGGACAUCCUUGGCCUUAAGUUAGCGGAUACUUCAUAUUUAAAUGAAACGGAAUUCGAAAUCGGAAUGUUAAUAGGGGCCGAUAUUUACUGGUCCAUAGUAAAAGACGACUUCAAUAGAAUAACCGACAACCUUGUCGCCAUUGACACCAUUUUCGGAUGGACACUACAAGGGCCUAUAUCGACCCAAGGCACGUCAGUAACAUCUAGGAAUCUCAAUGUUGGUGUAAUUGAGGACAACUCACUUGAAUCUUUAGUUGAUCGGAUUGAACGAUUAUGGGUUGUUGACGAUAUUACAUCAAAUCAUCAUAAGCUUCAAGUGGAUGAUAUUAUCGAAAAACACAUUCGGAAAAAUGGCACGCGAUAUGAAGCAUCAUUGCUAUGGAGAAACGACGAAUGCACUAUUGAUAACAACCGCGGUGGCGCUCUCAAAGGACUUCGACGUUCAUUGGUGAAGCUUAGUGAGGAUCCGGAUAAGUUAAGGCAAUACGAUGAAAUCAUACGGGAGAUGAUUUCAAGUGGUGUUGCAGAAAUUUGCGAUGAAACAGAAAAAACCAACGAACGGACUUAUUUUAUGCCACAUCGGCCGGUGUAUCGGGAGGAAAGAGAGACCACAAAAACGCGUAUUGUGUUUAACGCAUCAGCACGAUCUGGUGGUAACCCCUCAUUAAACGACUUAUUGUGGUCAGGACCAAACCUUUUACCAGACAUAUUAAAAUUGAUUUUAAACUUCAGGCUUGGCAAACAUGGAAUUACAGCCGAUAUCGAACGAGCUUUCUUGCAGAUAGAGCUGGCACAAAAGGAUCGAAAAGUACAUCAAUCGUUUUAUGUGGAUGACCUAAUCGUAAGUGUUGACGAUUUUGAAGACGCUGUAAAAUUGUUCAACGAAACACGUGAAAUAUUCUCCAGAGCAUCGAUGAACAUACGUAAAUGGAAGUCGAACAACGAGAAACUAAGGCAAAUUUUCGAUACAAAUGAAAGCAACAAUAUUUCAAAACACAAGGUGUUAGGACUCAUAUGGUUUAUGGAAAUUGAUACCCUUGCAGUGGAUCUGGAAAAGCUUUGUCAACAGAUAUCUUUCGAUGUAGUAACGAAACGAACCAUUCUUCAAACGUUAGCAUCUGUUUAUGACCCUUUGGGAAUGUUAUCACCAUUUGUCAUAAAAAUGAAGCUCAUUUUCCAAGAGGCUUGGAAACAAAGUUUGACAUGGGAUGAAAUUUUACCGGCAUCAAUGCUGCACGAAUGGAAGAAAAGCGUAUCCGAAAUACAUUUACUACGAGCCCUUACGAUUUCUCGCUAUGUAUUCGAUUCACCACAUCAAGUUGAGAAGCAGCUACAUAUUUUCGCGGACGCGAGUCCAAAAGCUUACGGAUCUGUUGCAUACAUCAGAAGUAGGAAUUUGGAUGAAAACAUUUGCAUUUCGUUUUUAUAUGCAAAAAGUCGACUUGCGCCUAUUCGUGACAAACGCAUAACACUACCCAAAAUGGAACUAUGUGCUGAUCUGGAAGCCGCAAGGAUGCGCUGCUAUCUUGUUGAGAAAUUAAGAGUGAAAUUCGAUUCAAUAUAUUUAUGGACCGAUUCAAAAAUUACUUUAUACUGGAUUCGUAGCAGUAAAUUCCAGAAAGAUGUAUUCGUUUACAACCGAGUUCAAGAAAUUCAGCAACUAACCGCUAACGACAACUGGAAUCAUUGCCCAGGAUCAAUCAAUCCCGCAGAUCUAUUGACUCGGGGUGUUUCUGCACAAACUCUACUGAGUUCCGACCAAGAUUUCGAAACUCCGAUGACCGCAGUUGAUUUUUGCCUUUUAACUAUUCCUCAGUCGACCACUCAAUCUGACUGUGCAGUACCUGAUAAUCCAAUACAAAUUGAACGAUUCAGCCAAUACCGGAGGCUUCUUCGUGUUACAGCUUAUGUGCUUAGAUACGUUGACCUGCUUCGAAAGAGAUUUUCAAAGAAGAAAUAA
Molecule: messenger RNA, 2244 nt
Organism: Hermetia illucens (black soldier fly)
Lineage: Eukaryota; Metazoa; Arthropoda; Insecta; Diptera; Stratiomyidae
Exons: 5
Coding region: 1-2244 (747 amino acids)
Source: RefSeq, a predicted model, not a curated record